Messenger RNA from Macadamia integrifolia, 1630 nucleotides. Its product is annotated as oligopeptide transporter 5-like. NCBI's taxonomy places the organism in Eukaryota, Viridiplantae, Streptophyta, Magnoliopsida, Proteales, Proteaceae. The transcript is spliced from 5 exons. The record is from RefSeq and is a predicted model, not a curated record. Gene Ontology annotation, molecular function: oligopeptide transmembrane transporter activity. Gene Ontology annotation, biological process: transmembrane transport. The coding region runs from base 270 to 1481 and encodes 403 amino acids.
UUUGGUGUUCAGAUAUGGAUGGAGAAGGUAGGAGGAAAAGCGAGAAACAGCUGCACAAUCACUACCACCUGAAUCCUCUCAGAAAUUCUUUUUGGCCCAGAAGUGACUUCUGCUUCUGGUGGAUCAACUAAACCUACCUCUGAUCAUCAAUAGUAAUCUAGGGUGGUGAAUCAGUAACAAGUUACAACUACACCUCAAUCAGUACUCCUCCCCCCUCACGUUCUGCAACUUGAGAACCAUUGCAACAACAUCAAUGGCGGUUUCAGCUAAUGAUAAAGGUGCAUGCUUCUCCCUCCCACUCUCUCUUUGUGUUUUCUCUCCCUCUUCCUUGUCACUUCUUUAUGGGUUAUGUAGUAGUUGUAGCAGAAGAUGUGAAUGAUUGUCCGAUAGAGGAAGUCCGGCUGACAGUUGCAAUCACCGAUGAUCGGACGAUGCCGGCAUUGACGUUCAGAACAUGGGUGUUGGGUGUCCUUUCGUGCAGCAUUCUUUCCUUCGUAAACCAGUUUUUCCGGUUCCGUCAGAACCCAGUGAGCAUCGGAUCCAUUUCAGUCCAACUAGUAAUACUUCCGGUGGGAAAGUUGAUGGCGGCGACGCUGCCGGAGAAAAUCCUGACGGUGCCAAUGACUGGGUGGUCAUUCUCAUUGAACCCAGGGCCAUUCAACAUGAAAGAACAUGUUCUUAUCACCAUCUUUGCAAACGUUGGAAGUGGUGGCGUUUAUGCACUCCAUAUUGUCACCAUUCUCAAAGUUUUCUACAAGAAGGAAAUCCAGCCCAUUCUUGCCGUCUUGCUAAUCCUAAUCACCCAGGUGCUUGGAUAUGGUUGGGCUGGUCUCUUCAGAAAGUACCUUGUUGAUUCACCCUACAUGUGGUGGCCAGCCUCACUCGUUCAGGUGUCCUUGUUUAGGGCUCUACAUGAGACGGAACAAAGGGUAAAGGGUAGAUUAACAAGGCUUCAAUUCUUCUUCAUAGCCCUUGGCUCCUGCUUUGCUUACUCUGUUAUCCCAACCUAUUUCUUCCCUUCAAUAACUGCACUCUCAUUCAUUUGUUGGAUAUGGCCUAAGUCAAUCACAGCCCACCAAAUUGGUGGAGGUGUACAAGGUCUAGGCCUCCUAUCAUUUGGACUCGACUGGAACGUGGUGUCAUCCUUUUUGUAUAGUCCGUUGGCAUUCCCAGCCUAUUCCAUAAUCUGUUCACUUAUGGGUGCAUUCCUCGCACUUUAUGUUGCAGUCCCCAUCUUAUAUUGGUCCAAUGCCUUUGAAGCGAAGCGGUUUUCGAUCUUCUCAAGCGGCACAUUUGAUGAAUCUGGAAACCGCUACAAUGUCACACGGAUCUUGGAUCAGAAAACUUUUACUUUCGAUCAACAAGCCUAUGAUAGCUACAGUAAGGUCUAUCUCAGUGUCAAUUUUGCGUUUACUUAUGGUAUGAGCUUUGCGACAUUAGUUGCAAGUCUCUCCCAUGUUGCCCUUUUUAAUGGAAGAUGAUCUUGGCCUUAACACUUCACAGAUCAAUUUGGCGACAAAUGAAGUCAAGCAUACAAGAUAAUUCUGGAGAUGUCCAUAACAGGAUAAUGAAGAAUUAUAACUCAGUCCCACAAUGGUGGUUUUAUACAGUCUUUGUGGUAGUGCUUCCA